UUUUCUGUUUUUCCGAGAUAAAAUCCUGUUUUUCGAACUUUUUUUUUUUCUGUUUUUCCGAGAUAAAAUCCUGUUUUUCGAACUUUUUUUUUUUCUGUUUUUCCGAGAUAAAAUCCUGUUUUUCGGAGUUAAAUUUUCUCCGGAAAAGGCGUUCCCUUAAUUCUUCCUGAAGCUCUCACACGCAUGGAUUAUGGUUGCUGCUGCAUCAGACCGACAGUGCUAAAUGAUUUCGAGUUCAACGGUGUCAAUACAGAACCAGCAAUGGCUACAUCCUCAAAUACACCCCAACCACAAGAUGAAGGUCUGAGGAAAUUUCUUCAGAGUCGGGGUAUUCCUGAGGAGAAUAUUCAGAAAAUGCUGCAGGAUCGUAUUGAUACCUCAGUAGUUGAAGAAAUUGAUGAUGACACUUUGGCUGCCUACAUUCCAGCAUAUGGUGAUAGAAUUGCUACAAGGCGGUUCUGUAUGGAAAAAAAGACAACAGGUGGAGUUGAUUCAAAAAGACUGUCCAUGUUUGAAAAACUAAAAAGAAAAAUGUACACAAAAAGCAACAAAGACAGGCAUCAAGAUUCUGAGGAAGAGCAUUCUAACAUGCAUCUAAGAAAUAACAGAAGGGCCUCAAAGAUGACAAGAAAAAUAGAGAUAGGCUGGAUAAAUGAUAAGAGACAGGUGAGAAAACGCAAUGGUGGAGGAACCAGACUUCUUGAUAUUUCCAAGACAGCCACAAAGAAAGACAUUCUGUCACAUGCUAAGGGGCUAUUUUUCCCAAAUGAGAAAUCGAUACAUGGAAUGUGGGAAGAGUUUAGUCACGAUAUUGUCGACUUUCAGGAAGCAAACCUUGAAGACAGUAUUAGUGUGAGAGAACUCUAUGAGGCACAGAAAUUUGGGGUGUUAAGAUUUUACCUUUUCACAGAGCAUCUGACCAAUAGAGAAGACAUCACAGAAAUGGGAGAGGGAGCUGAUAAACAGACCGACGAAGACAAACAACAAAAAAAGACAGCAGAGAAUGUUGAGCAGCUGACACAGAAAACACCAGACAGUAAACAGCAAUCACACACUGUGGAAGAAGAUGGGCAAAGUACCAACAAAAUGUCAGCGUUAGUCUCUACUGCAUCUGAGAUUAUCGAUCUUACAUCUUUGUACAAUACAUCGGAAGUCAUUUUUGGCACUAUGCAAGGUGACGCAUUUUUAGGUGUUUUCGAUGAUACAGUCCCAUUUGAGCCUAUCCUCCCAAUAGAAGACGCACAAAUAAACACUGACACAUUCACCUCAACUCCUAUUCAUUCUGAAACAGUUCCUGCUGCCUCACGAAGUCCUUCUUUUGAACUUUUGCAUGUGACUGUGAAACUUCACAGAGUAAAUCUCUUAGAAGAACUGAUUACUCAAUUCAAGGAUGAAGACAUGAUUAGCUACUCUGUGAAAUACAGCUUCAUUGAUGAAGUUGGUGCAGAUGUGGAUGGUGUGUCCAGGGACGUAUAUGCUGCAUUCUGGACAGAAUUUUUAGACUGUGCAGCAGAGGGUGCAGAUAUGAGGGUUCCAUCGCUGUCCCCAAAAUGGCAAGAAGAAGAAUGGAGAUCUCUUGGUAGAAUAAUGGUCAAGGGAUUGGAGGACCAUGGAUAUUUCCCUUUUCGGCUCGCUCAAGCCUUUACAGCAGCAGUCACAUUUGGUGAACAUUCGGUCUCACCUGAUUUACUGUUUGACUCCCUGAUGUUGUAUCAUAGUCAGUCUGAGCGUGAUCUCUUGUCCACUGCUUUGCAAGAGGCUCUAGUUGGUGAUGAUGAAGAUGAGUUCCUUGAUCUUAUGGAUCGCAUGGGAGUAAGAACAGUACCAACACAAGAAAACUUGAAGGCUGUGCUUCUUCAAGUGGCCCACAAGCAAAUAAUCCAGCAACCGAAAUAUGCACUAGAUAACAUUGCAGCAGUCGCAGGGCCAACUCUCAGGAAGUUUUUCCCCAGUGUGCUUGAAAUCCAUAAGAUGUAUGAUGAUCUUAGACCAACAACGCGAAAGGUGUUAAAGCUGAUCACAGCCUCUCCAAAUACAGCAUCAGAGAACCAAAGUUUGCGGUUUUUACAUCAGUACAUUAGGGGAUUGGAUGAAAUAGGCCUCCGGAAAAUAUUAAGAUUUAUGACUGGGUCUGAUGUCAUCUGCGUUAAGAAAAUUGAAGUCAUAUUCACCUCGUUGGAAGGGCUGGCACGGCGGCCAAUUGCACAUACUUGUGGCCCAACUUUAGAGCUGCCGUCAACUUACAACAGCUAUCCUGAGCUUCGCUCUGAAAUAGAGUCUAUACUGUCCAGUAACUCCUUCACAAUGGACAUUGCAUAG
Pleuronectes platessa (European plaice) is the source of this 2319-nucleotide messenger RNA. RefSeq lists its product as uncharacterized. The record is from RefSeq and is a predicted model, not a curated record. The coding region runs from base 184 to 2319 and encodes 711 amino acids. Lineage: Eukaryota; Metazoa; Chordata; Actinopteri; Pleuronectiformes; Pleuronectidae. The transcript has 3 exons. Gene Ontology annotation, molecular function: ubiquitin-protein transferase activity.